This is a messenger RNA of Panicum virgatum (switchgrass), 1864 nucleotides long. Its product is annotated as transcription factor SPEECHLESS-like. The transcript is spliced from 3 exons. Gene Ontology annotation, molecular function: DNA-binding transcription factor activity; protein dimerization activity. Lineage: Eukaryota; Viridiplantae; Streptophyta; Magnoliopsida; Poales; Poaceae. Gene Ontology annotation, biological process: guard cell differentiation; positive regulation of DNA-templated transcription; stomatal complex development. Gene Ontology annotation, cellular component: nucleus. The record is from RefSeq and is a predicted model, not a curated record. Bases 246 to 1499 code for a protein of 417 amino acids.
AUUUAUAGCUCUACGUCCCCUCACAUGACUACACAAACAUCACCAACAACGGUCUACUCUUGUCUCUCUCUCCUCUCACCUUUCCGAGAGCCUCUCUUGCUAGCUUAAAAGGAGCAAAAGAUUCCCCCUCACUUUCGGCGCACAUUCUCUCCCGUCCUGCGGCGCCGCUUCCUCUACCAUCGGAUUCAGAGGCCAAAAAUAGGAUCGCGAUCAAGACAAGCUAGUGCGUGCUGCCGAGGCCAUCAAUGGGGGACGGCGCCAUGUGCGAGCUCUUGGUCGACGACCACAGCGAGCUCCGGCACCUGUCGGGCGCCGAGGACCUGUUCAGCAUCCUCGAGACGUGGGAGGAGUGCGUGAACGGCGCCGGCGGCGGCGGCGGUUCUUCUGCGGCGGCCAUGCCAGCGUAUAGCCAGAGCUCGACCGGUGGUUCUGAGUCUGCUGGCGCCGUGGAGGGGGCUAGGCCGACGGCGAACAGCCGACGGCGCGCGGGCGAUGAGGAGAAUGGCGUCGGCCGUGGCGCUCCGAUGCGGAAGAAGCAGAAGGGUUCGUCAACGGCGGCGGCACAGGAUGCGGCGGCCGAUGAGGGGGCCGCGAAGAUGUCGCACAUCGCGGUGGAGCGCAACCGGAGGAAGCAGAUGAACGAGCACCUCGCCGUGCUGCGCUCGCUCAUGCCAUGCUUCUACAUCAAGAGGGGAGACCAAGCGUCCAUCAUAGGACUGGCCAACUUACUUGCACAGGUUAUUACUUGCUUAUUGAUGAUGAACUGCGUGCAGGGAGACCAAGCGUCCAUCAUAGGAGGGGUGGUGGACUACAUCAAGGAGCUGCAGCAGGUGCUGCGCUCGCUGGAGGCCAAGAAGCACCGCAAGGCGUACGCGGAGCAGGUGCUCAGCCCGCGGCCCGCCGUGCCGGCGGCAAGCCCGCGGCCGCUCCUCAAGUCCACGCCACCGCUCAGCCCGCGCGUGGCGGUGCCGAUAAGCCCCCGGACGCCGACGCCCGGCAGCCCCUACAAGCCGUCGGGCGGCGGCGGCGGCGGGGCUGCAAGCAGCAGGCCCCCGCACCCGGCCACGGCGGCCUGCUACAUGAUGCCCUCGCCGGCCAUGACGCCGACGACGUCGUCCUCGUCGUCGUCCUACGCGCACGAUCAGCAGCAGCAGCUCUACCCGACGACGGCGCAGCCGUACCUGCCGACCCUGGACAGCCUCGUGACCGAGCUCGCCGCGCGGGCCGCCGGCGGCAGGCCCGCGGCGGCCGGGCUCACGCUCCCCGACGUGAAGGUGGAGUUCGCCGGGCCCAACCUGGUGCUGAAGACGGUGUCGCGCCGCGCGCCGGGGCAGGCGCUCAAGAUCAUCGCCGCGCUCGAGAGCCUCUCGCUCGAGAUCCUCCACGUCAGCGUCAGCACCCUCGACGACACCAUGGUGCACUCAUUCACCAUCAAGAUUGGGAUCGAGUGCGAGCUUAGCGCGGAGGAGCUUGUGCACGAAAUUCAGCAAACGUUCUAGUGACGUGCGACAGGCUAGCUGCACAGAGAGAGAUCGACGAUGGAGCAACUUGGAUGCUUGGCUGUCCAUACACAGGCGGCUCAACAGUUGACAGGGGCAGCUAUGUAUCUCCCUGCAACUGUGGUGGCACAUCAGCAAGGUGUAGGCUCUAGUACGUCAAUAGUUAUAGGGAUCAGGGGGCUUGUUUCGAUCUCUAUAGCUGUGUGUACUAGCUACGUGCCUAGCUUAGAGAUGGUUAUUGUCUUGAUUUCUACAGCUGAAUAAUCGAUCCCGGCCUUUUUAUAUCUUGAUCGACCUGUGACUAUAUGUACGUACGUGUACAUACGUACGUAUGUAUACUUCUCUCUCCUAGCUAAUUUUGCUCA